Messenger RNA from Diaporthe citri, 888 nucleotides. RefSeq lists its product as uncharacterized. Gene Ontology annotation, cellular component: eukaryotic translation initiation factor 4F complex. Gene Ontology annotation, biological process: translational initiation. NCBI's taxonomy places the organism in Eukaryota, Fungi, Ascomycota, Sordariomycetes, Diaporthales, Diaporthaceae. The coding region runs from base 1 to 888 and encodes 295 amino acids. The record is from RefSeq and is a predicted model, not a curated record. The transcript has 3 exons. Gene Ontology annotation, molecular function: RNA 7-methylguanosine cap binding; translation initiation factor activity.
AUGGCUUCAAGACCGAGUUUGAGCAUGUUCACCCGCGGGCUCUCCAACCUGUCCCAGUCCUCGGACCCGAGCUCGCCCAACGUCAACUCCCCCGCCGAGCAGCGGGCCGACUCCAAGCUGGGCUUCCUCAAGGCGAUGCGCCCUCUGCCCACCCAGCACUACUGGAACGUCUACUUUGACAGACAACAAAAAGAGCAGAAGAAGACAGAUGAUGGCCAGGAGUACCAGGCGCAGCUCGAGCAGCUCGGCUCCCAGAUCGAGUCUGUCCAGGACUUCUGGCGCUAUGCCAACAACACCCCUGUCGACCAGAUCAAGAUGCGCGAGUCCCUCUACCUGUUCAAACAGGGCUUUAAGCCCAUAUGGGAGGACAGGCGCAACAUCCUCGGCGGCAGUUGGACCUUCCGUGUGGGCAAGAACAUCGGUCCCGAUUUCUGGACCCGCGUACAGCUGAUGGCCAUUGGCGAGCAGCUCCAGGCUGCUCUGGAAGAGGGUGACCAACUCUGCGGUGUCGGCCUCUCCGUCCGAUUCAACUCGCACCUCAUCACCAUCUGGCACCGCGACUCGUCAAAACAGAAGUCCAUCGACGGCAUCAUCGAUUGCGUGCUAACCGACAUGCCGGCGGAGUUGCGCCCCAAGGCGGACAACUACUUCUACAAGAGGCACUGCGACCACCCGGGCUUCAACCCACCUCCGGAGCUGAAGGUGGUGCUUGACUCCCACAACGCGCGGAUAGAAGCUGCCAAGGCGGCGGCUGAGAAGUAUAUCGCUGAGAAGACGGGCCAGUCGACCCCGUCAACAGCCACAGAAGACUCCAAGGAGUCGGCAGAGGACAGUGCCCCAGCGGUCGCAAUCUCUGGGGCUGCGGCUGCUGAGCCUAUGCAAGCAUGA